GGGCCUCCCUUUCCCCAGCCGUAGAACGGAAGGGCUGGCCUCGGCGCCCCCGCCCGCGCAGCAUCCCCUCCAUGGUCUCCUCUCGAACCCAGGUUCAGGAAUGCUGAACGCCUCGUGAGAGGAGGCCCCCACGAUGCCGCUGUCAGACUUCGUGCUGGCCCUGAAGGACAACCCGUACUUCGGGGCUGGCUUCGGGCUGGUGGGCGUGGGCACAGCCUUGGCCCUGGCCCGGAAGGGUGCCCAGUUGGGCCUGGUGGCCUUCCGACGCUACUACAUGAUCACCUUGGAGGUCCCGGGUCGGGACCGCAGCUACACGUGGCUGCUGAGCUGGCUGGCCCGGCACGGCUCCCGCACCCAGCACCUGAGCGUGGAGACCUCGUACCUGCAGCACGAGAGUGGCCACGUAACCACCAAGUUCGACUUUGUCCCCAGCCCAGGAAACCACUUCAUUUGGUACCAGGGCAAAUGGAUCCGGGUGGAGCGAAACCGAGAGAAACAAAUGAUUGACCUGCAGACGGGCACUCCGUGGGAGUCGGUCACUUUCACCGCUCUUGGCACAGAUCGCAAAAUUUUUUGUAGUAUCCUGAAGGAAGCCCGGGAGCUGGCCCUGCAGCAACAAGAGGGGAAGACAGUGAUGUACACGGCUGUGGGCUCAGAGUGGAGACCAUUUGGUCAUCCUAGACGACGCAGGCCCCUAAAAUCUGUGGUGCUGGAUAAGGGCUUGGCCGAGCGCAUCAUCCAAGAUAUCCGUGAAUUCAUCAAUAACCCCAAGUGGUACAGUGAUAGAGGCAUUCCCUACCGGCGUGGCUACUUACUGUACGGGCCCCCUGGCUGUGGAAAGAGCAGCUUUAUCACAGCUCUGGCUGGGGAACUGGAGCACAGCAUCUGUCUACUUAGCCUUACCGACUCAAGUCUCUCUGAUGACCGCUUGAACCACUUGCUGAGUGUGGCCCCACAGCAGAGCCUCGUGCUACUGGAGGAUGUAGAUGCAGCCUUCCUCAGCCGGGACUUAGCAAAAGAAAACCCAGCAAAGUACCAAGGUCUUGGGCGUCUGACUUUCAGUGGGCUGCUUAAUGCCCUGGAUGGUGUGGCCUCCACUGAGGCACGAAUUGUCUUCAUGACUACCAAUUAUGUUGACAGGCUGGACCCCGCUCUGGUACGUCCAGGUCGAGUGGACCUGAAGGAAUAUGUUGGCUAUUGUUCACACUGGCAGCUGUCCCAGAUGUUUCAGAGGUUCUACCCAGAAGAGCCUACAUCUAAGGCUGAAUCUUUUGCAGAGCGAGCCCUGUUGUCCCAGUGCCAGCUCAGUGCUGCUCAGGUACAAGGCCACUUCAUGCUCUUUAAGAGUGACCCUGAGGGGGCUUUGAAGCAUGCUGAGGCCCUUGCUGUGACCACACCAAGCAUAACAUCAAACAAAUAAACACCAUUCAUAGCA
Molecule: messenger RNA, 1435 nt
Organism: Vombatus ursinus (common wombat)
Lineage: Eukaryota; Metazoa; Chordata; Mammalia; Diprotodontia; Vombatidae
Gene: BCS1L
Product: mitochondrial chaperone BCS1
Exons: 8
Coding region: 134-1420 (428 amino acids)
Biological process (GO): protein insertion into mitochondrial inner membrane from matrix; mitochondrial respiratory chain complex III assembly
Cellular component (GO): mitochondrial inner membrane
Molecular function (GO): ATP hydrolysis activity; ATP binding
Source: RefSeq, a predicted model, not a curated record